Molecule: messenger RNA, 2346 nt
Organism: Spathaspora passalidarum NRRL Y-27907
Lineage: Eukaryota; Fungi; Ascomycota; Pichiomycetes; Serinales; Debaryomycetaceae
Product: alpha-mannosyltransferase
Exons: 1
Coding region: 1-2346 (781 amino acids)
Biological process (GO): protein O-linked glycosylation
Cellular component (GO): Golgi apparatus
Molecular function (GO): alpha-1,3-mannosyltransferase activity
Source: RefSeq, a predicted model, not a curated record
AUGAUUGAGAAAAUCCAUAUAAAUAGAUCUCGUCAGAAACUUAUAAUCUACUCCAUUAUUGUUAUUUGGUUGUUGGCAAUCAACUUAUGGCUCUUCAAAAACUCCCGUGCCAAAACAACUCUUAGUGCUUUUUCUACAGCACCUCCUCACCAUUCCUCAAUUUACAACCAAUACGAUGAUGAAGUCGUAUAUAAAAUGAGUCAACUGGAAAUUGAAAGUGACUUGCAAGGAUUAUCCAGCACCGAGGCAGGCAGCCCAGUUGCUAUUAAAGAUGAUUUCACUAUUCAAUUAUUACAAAACAACUUAAAAACUAAAGAUCUUAGAGGGGUUGAUGCUCAUGCCGAAGUUUAUAAUACUAUUUUUAGUAACCACAACAUUGACUCUAUUUUUGGAAACUUAGAUUUUGAACAUAGAUGUGAGUUAUACUUCAGAAAUCUUUUUUUGAACGAUCACAACUGGGCUUUCAACCCUAAUGAAGAUUUGGAAUUGAUUUACAGAGACGAUUUUGCUUAUGAAGAUUAUUAUCGUGCUCAUAGUGGUGAGAUUAAGAAGAAAUAUUCCGAGAAGAUUGACAAACCAGAAGAUCAAAUUAACGACAACGAUCCAGCCCUUAAGAAAUAUAUUAAACAAGAAUACAAUAGCUGGUUGAACCUGACAAGAUUUAAUGAACAAAUAGUUGUGAAUGGUGUCACCACACUUCGAAUUUUUAACAAAUGUUACAUAAGUAACGAUAAUGCCACCCAAGUUAAAGCUAUGGAUAAGUUUAUCAAGAACCAACAUAAUCUUGUUAGUGCCUUGGCAGCAAGUGAAGGUGAAAGGUUACCAUCUUUCGAAUUAACCAAACAAGAAUCUUUAAUCAACUUGCAGCAAUCAACUUUUGAACACAGAGUUUAUCCAUGGCUUUCAUUUGAACCUCCUGUAUAUGAAAGUUGGCAAGGUCAUGUUUACUAUCAACCUCCAAAUUUACAAGCUAUCCGCAAAGGUAAGCCACAACCAGCUAGUAAAUCUAAAUCUCCUUACUUUUUAAGUCAAUUCAGAGACCAAUGUAACGGUAAGGGGAUCGUAUUAUCUAUCGGUGACAAACAUGCUGAUGACACAGUUAGAUUAAUUCACUUAUUACGUGCUUUGAAUAACAAAUUACCAAUUCAAAUUGUUUACUAUGACAAAUUAUCUACUGCAACCAAAGAAAAAAUUGUUACUGCUGCUAGAGAACCUUUCAACUCCUUGCCAAGAUCUUUUGCGAAAAUUGCUCAUUACUUUCCUGAUGACUAUCUUACUGCAGAAGAAAAUGGGUUACCAAAGCAAGAUGUUUGGUUCGUAAACACUUACAAUGUGAUUAACAACGAAUUCAAAGAUAAAUUCAAAGGCUUUGGUAACAAAUUCUUAGCCACUCUUUUCAACUCGUUUGAAGAAUUCAUUUUGGUUGAUGCCGAUACUGCCAUGAUGCAGAACCCCGAAUUCUUUUUCCAAUUAAGUGGUUAUAAGAAAAGUGGUGCCUUUUUCUAUAAGGACAGAUCCAGUUUCGAAGACAGAAAGGAUUCAGAUGGUUAUUUCUUCAAGAAAAUUUCUCCAUCAAUCAUUGAUUCUGUUAUGUUUAAUAUUCCUAUUAUAACUGAACAUACCUUGGAUCGUGAAUUCUUCAGAGGUGCUUUCCAAUACAUGGAAUCCGGUUUAGUUGUCUUGAAUAGAAAGCAACAUUAUAACGCCAUGUUGAUGAUGUUACAAUUGAACUUUUACCAACCAGUUACUCAAAGAAUCCAUGGUGAUAAGGAAAUUUUCUGGUUAGCUAUGGCUGUCAGUGGUGAUGAAAGAUACGAAUUCAAUGAAUAUUUUGCAGCCGCAAUCGGUGAAGUUACUCCAGAAGCUGACAGAGUAAGGAAAGAUGGAACUAAUGCACAUGCCAAGGAAAUCUGUUCACCACACCCUGGUCAUAUAAAUUCAGAAGAUGGCCACUCAUUAGUUUGGAUCAAUUCAGGAUUCCAAUUCUGUGGUCAAGCCAGUAAGAUUGAUUAUGAUAAAGAAUAUCAGAAAAACACAAGAUUAAAAUGGUUAACUGAUGCUAAUGCAUUUAAAACCUUUUAUUAUGCCCCACUUCGUAUAUCUCAAGCAGUUAUCCCACCAGUUGAUAUCAGAUUCCGAGCUACCAACACUGAAGAAGAACCUGAAAAGGGAUGGCAUAUGGAAACCGAGUAUUGUAAUUCUUAUAUGUGGUGUGCAUAUUCCAGCAUUGGUGGUAAGGUUGAAGGUGGUGGCACAAAUACACGUGAAGGGACAUUGAUUGAAUUCCCGCAAAGUGCUCGUGAUUUGUUCGCUUAUUAUGGUGAUAUUUGGGUAGGUCUUGAAUAG